Molecule: messenger RNA, 779 nt
Organism: Rhodotorula graminis WP1
Lineage: Eukaryota; Fungi; Basidiomycota; Microbotryomycetes; Sporidiobolales; Sporidiobolaceae
Exons: 4
Coding region: 1-735 (244 amino acids)
Source: RefSeq, a predicted model, not a curated record
AUGCAUCGCCAGUCGCGCAUCUACGCUUCUCGGCACGGCCCGCACGACAUGAUGGCCACCGCCGUCGGUGGGCACUCAGACACUUCCAAGCUGCAGCAAGCUGGACUCGGCGACGACAGCAUGCUCAGCUUCAUCUCUGCGGCUCUCGAGAGCCUUCUCGAGGACGUUGACAUCGAUUACCCGGUCGUCACUCGGCGGUGGAGCUUUGCGAUUGCCGGCAAACAAGCCAACGACACGAUGCCCCUUCACCAAGCCUUCGAGAUCUGGGCAUGGCCCGAGUCGGCGAGCAAGGACGCGCUCCUGCCGUUCCACCGCAAGCCGGGCGCGGGCCACUUGACCCGCUUUUGGAAACUAGUCGCCGACGGGCCGACCGCGGUCCUCGCGCCCGCCGACCGCGUCCACGCCAGCGGCACGACCGUACACGCCGCGCUGUGGCGCAUGUACGGCGCCGACGAGGGCUCUACUGGCUUCGUGCCCGAGCUCGAGAAGGCACGUGCGGGAGUCGAGGGCAAAAAGGCGGCGUUCAGGUGGUUCUGGUUCGACCGGCGGAAGGCGCCCGGCGCGGCGGGUGUGCUCGCCCCGCUCACCGAGCUGCAGAUGCGGCACGAGUUGACGGCCGUCUUCCCCGAGAACAUCGAGCUCGUCGGGGGCGAACCUGGUCGCUCUCUGUACCCGCUCGUCGACGACUGCCUCGUCGCCGUCUUCUUUGAGCGAAAGCCUUCGCACAUCCCCUGACGUAGCUCGUCCAGUCUGCAACGUCGAGGUCGUCUGGGUUCGUC